This is a messenger RNA of Gopherus evgoodei (Goodes thornscrub tortoise), 624 nucleotides long. It is a transcript of the gene GSK3A, whose product is annotated as glycogen synthase kinase 3 alpha. The record is from RefSeq and is a predicted model, not a curated record. Gene Ontology annotation, cellular component: cytosol; cytoplasm; nucleus. The transcript is spliced from 4 exons. NCBI's taxonomy places the organism in Eukaryota, Metazoa, Chordata, Testudines, Testudinidae. Gene Ontology annotation, biological process: extrinsic apoptotic signaling pathway in absence of ligand; regulation of neuron projection development; protein phosphorylation. Gene Ontology annotation, molecular function: protein serine/threonine kinase activity; ATP binding. The annotation marks the transcript as partial.
AUGAGCAGCGGCAGCGCCGGCCCCUCCCGGGCCCGGACCAGCUCGUUCGCCGACGCCGCCGCGGGCGGGGCCCCCCCCGGCCCCGGAGCCCCCGCCCCGCCCGGACCCGCCCCGGGGGCCGCGCCGGGCGCCAAGGCGGGGGCGGCGGGGCCUGGGCCGGGGGGGGGCGGCGGGACCGGGCCCUUCCCGCCGGGCCUGAAACUCGGCCGGGACAGCGGGAAGGUGAGCACGGUGGUGGCCACGCCCGGCCAGGGCCCGGAGCGCCCCCAGGAGGUCUCGUACUCGGAUAUCAAGGUCAUCGGGAACGGUUCCUUCGGCGUGGUCUAUCAGGCCCGCCUGGCCAACUCCGGGGAGCUGGUGGCCAUCAAAAAAGUGCUGCAGGACAAGCGCUUCAAGAACCGGGAGCUGCAGAUCAUGCGCAAGCUGGAUCACUGCAACAUCGUGCGGCUGCGCUACUUCUUCUACUCCAGCGGGGAGAAGAAGGACGAGGUGUACCUGAACCUGGUGCUGGACUUCGUGCCCGAGACGGUGUACCGCGUGGCACGCCACUUCACCAAGGCCAAGCAGCCCAUCCCCGUCAUCUACGUCAAGGUGAGCCGGGGGCCAGCUGCACACAGGAUGGGG